Messenger RNA from Labrus mixtus (cuckoo wrasse), 1100 nucleotides. Its product is annotated as synaptosomal-associated protein 25-A-like. The transcript has 8 exons. The record is from RefSeq and is a predicted model, not a curated record. NCBI's taxonomy places the organism in Eukaryota, Metazoa, Chordata, Actinopteri, Labriformes, Labridae. Gene Ontology annotation, molecular function: syntaxin-1 binding; SNAP receptor activity; voltage-gated potassium channel activity. Gene Ontology annotation, biological process: synaptic vesicle fusion to presynaptic active zone membrane; synaptic vesicle priming; exocytosis. Gene Ontology annotation, cellular component: synaptobrevin 2-SNAP-25-syntaxin-1a-complexin I complex; plasma membrane. The coding region runs from base 204 to 818 and encodes 204 amino acids.
CCAUCCGUCGGGCUUGACGGUCGAAGAGGAGGAGGAGGGCGGUGUGUUUCCACCGGGGACAGUCCCGUGGAGUGGAGCGGCAGCACGGACGGACAUUUUCAUCCUGAGUCGAAACAAAUCAAACCAAACAGAAGAAGAAGAAGAAGAAGAAGAAGAAUCCUAACCAGCUCUUUCUUGCUUGAGGUCAAACUUCGACAGUCAUCAUGGCAGACGAAUCAGACAUGCGCAACGAGCUGGCUGACCUGCAGACGCGCGCAGACCAGGUGACCGAUGAGUCUUUGGAGAGCACUCGGCGUAUGCUGGCUCUGGUGGAGGAGAGUAAAGAUGCCGGCAUCAGGACUCUGGUCAUGUUGGAUGAGCAGGGAGAACAACUUGAUCGUGUGGAGGAGGGCAUGAACAAGGUGAACGCAGACCUGAAGGAGGCCGAGAAAGAUUUAAAAGAUAUAGGCCAGUGCUGUGGUCUGAUUUGCCCAUGUAUUAAAAAGAUUAAGGGCGGGGGCCAGGCCUGGGGAGGGAACCAGGAUGGCGUGGUGAACAGCCAGCCCGGCGCUCGAGUGGUGGACGAGCGUGAACAGAUGGCCAUCAGUGGGGGCUUCAUCCGCAGGGUAACAGACGACGCCCGGGAGAACGAGAUGGAUGAGAACCUGGAGCAGGUGGGCGGGAUCAUCGGGAAUCUGCGUCACAUGGCCCUGGACAUGGGCCAGGAGAUCGACACCCAGAACCGCCAGAUCGACAGGAUCAUGGAGAAGGCUGAUUCCAACAAGACCCGGAUUGACGAGGCCAACCAGCGUGCUACAAAGAUGUUGGGCAGUGGCUAAAGUGCUGCAAAAAAAAAAAGUGCUUUCAUCCCCCCUUUGAUCCCAAAUCACCCUAAAAAAUAACCACACCCACCAAACCCAGCCCCCCGACACCAACGGCCAGCGCCCACUUCCUAGGCGCUGCAACAUCAUGCUUCUAACGUGUAACAUGUAGAGGUUUGCACACAUGCACAUAUCAUUCAUCCCUCUCAGUCCCGCCCUCCCCCUCCCCCCUCCCCUUGUCGUCAGUGAUGCUCUGUGUUGUUGUUCUUAUGAUUUUAUGAAUAAAUUAUAGUCCUGUCA